UGUUGCUUUAUCUUUCUUUCUCUCUUUCUUUCUUACACUCUCACUCUCUUGGUUUUAUUUAUUUAUUUAUUUAUUUAUAAUUUCUCUUUCCUCUUUCUCUCUCCAAGUGAAAAUUAUUUAUUAAAGAAAAGAAAAAAAAGAUGGUGGCUUUGUAUUCUUAUGGCUGUGUGAAUGAAUUCUCAAGCGAAACAAAGUCUUCUCUUUCACACCUUCCUUCUCAAAAGCAUGGAAGAAGAAUCUAGGGUUUGACAGGCACCAAGUCCAACAAGGUUUUUGGAGGUUGGAGGAAUUAGGGUUUUUCUUUUUCGGGUUUGGGCUAAAAUGGAGGAAGUUGAAGAAGCUAACAGAGCAGCAGUAGAAAGCUGCCAUAGAGUUCUGAGCCUCUUGUCUCAGCCCCAAGAUCAAGUUCAGUAUAGGAAUUUAGCUAUGGAAACAGGGGAGGCUGUAUUCAGGUUUAAGAGAGUUGUUUCUCUUCUGAAUACUGGCUUGGGUCAUGCUAGGGUCAGGAAGCUCAAAAACCUUGCAUCCCCUUUGCCCCAUCCUUUACCUCAAAGUAUCCUCUUAGACAACCCUAAUUGUAGAACGGACAAUCUGUCCAAACCUCCUCACUUUCUCCAUUCUAGCUUUCCUGAACACCCAAUUCAAGAAUUGCGUUCGAAUGUUAAAAGUUCUUUAUGCUUGGGAAAUCCAUCUUUGGAAUUAAGCUCUAAUGGGAAAAGCCCUCUCCAACUGGCUCAAGCAACCCAAGCACACUAUCACUUCCUUCAACAACAACAGCAGCAGCAGCAGCAGCAGCCGCAACUGCAACAACAACAACAAAGGUUAUUGCAACAGCAUCAGCAGCAGCAGAUGAAGCAUCAAGCUGAGAUGCUGUUCCGGAAGAGCAAUAGUGGCAUAAACCUGAAUUUCGAUAGCUCUAGUUGCACACCCACAAUGUCAUCAACUAGGUCCUUCAUUUCUUCCUUGAGUAUAGAUGGAAGUGUAGCUAAUUUGGAUGGGAAUUCCUUCCAUUUGAUCGGCGCCCCUCGCUCGUCGGAUCAGAAUUCGCAGCAUAAGAGGAAAUGUUCUGGAAGGGGAGAUGACGGUAGCGUGAAAUGCGGUAGCAGUGGUAGAUGUCACUGCUCGAAGAAAAGGAAGCAUAGGGUGAAAAGAUCAAUCAAGGUGCCUGCUAUCAGUAACAAGCUUGCGGAUAUCCCUCCUGAUGAUUAUUCGUGGAGGAAGUACGGCCAGAAGCCAAUCAAGGGUUCUCCUCAUCCUAGGGGAUACUAUAAAUGUAGCAGCAUGCGAGGUUGUCCAGCGAGGAAGCAUGUCGAAAGGUGUUUGGAGGAACCUUCCAUGCUUAUUGUUACCUAUGAAGGAGAACAUAACCACCCUAGGAUGACAUCUCAAUCUGCAAACACAUAAAGUUAUGGAGAACUUCACGGUGAACGAGGCCAAAAGCAACUUAUGAAAAUCUUAUCAGUGAUUGGCUCAAGAUGCUCCUGUAAAUAUUUUGCCUGGUUCAAGCAAGAAACAUAAUCGGAGCAUUUACUUUUUUCGGCUUUGGGGAUUUGGGUCUCCAAGCCUUUUAGGAUUUUAGCCAUUGGGCAAGAAUAGCAUGAAGCAAAGUGGUAAACUGAAGAAUUCUGUAGAAUUGGGGGUGUCAAAUUGUAAGAACUCUUCCAACUUUCUAAGCAAUCAAGGCUUUUUCAACAAUUUAGGCUCUUUUAAUUUAAUGAAAUGCCUUUCACUGGGUUCUUAAAUUAUAUAUAUAUAUAUAUAUAUUAUUUUUAUUUUUA
Messenger RNA from Ziziphus jujuba (common jujube), 1778 nucleotides. RefSeq names its product probable WRKY transcription factor 21. Bases 322 to 1404 code for a protein of 360 amino acids. The transcript has 4 exons. Gene Ontology annotation, molecular function: DNA-binding transcription factor activity; sequence-specific DNA binding. Gene Ontology annotation, biological process: regulation of DNA-templated transcription. The record is from RefSeq and is a predicted model, not a curated record. NCBI's taxonomy places the organism in Eukaryota, Viridiplantae, Streptophyta, Magnoliopsida, Rosales, Rhamnaceae.